Molecule: messenger RNA, 762 nt
Organism: Caenorhabditis remanei
Lineage: Eukaryota; Metazoa; Nematoda; Chromadorea; Rhabditida; Rhabditidae
Exons: 3
Coding region: 1-762 (253 amino acids)
Source: RefSeq, a predicted model, not a curated record
AUGUCAGAUUUCCCGUCCGAAGCCUACACAGAGGCGCAACAAAAAUGGCUGGGAAGGGACCAUCUAAUCACUCCGACGAUUCAAAAAGCAUUUGGCGAUAUAUUGGAGGGGAAGAAAGUGUUGGAUGUCGGUUGUGGCAAUGGUCACUAUUCCUUCGAUUUCUUGCGCUGGGGUGCCCACCAAGUGACAGGAAUCGACAAUUCAGAGGAGAUGAUUCAGAUAUGUAAUUCCACGGAUUCUGAUUCGUUGGAUACUCAAAAUAUUGAUUUCCACAAAGCGGACAUCACAGAUUUCUCGCUUCCCGAAAACGAGUAUGACGUGGCAACUGCAUUCUUCGUUUUGCAGUUUCUCCACGAAAAAGACGACGUGGCGAAGGCGAUUCAGAACAUUUCACGCCAUCUGAAAACCGGAGGAACGCUUUUCGGUUUGAUUCCAAACGGAGUUCAAGGAGUUACGCUCCCGAGAGAUAUGGGAGUGAAAUUGGGAGCUCAGAUAGAGAAGACUCCAGGAAGCUCGUUUGUCGACGGAGAAGUUGUCGGAAUUCAUUUUUAUGCAAAUGGAGAAGUUUGUGGCAGCUCUAAAAUUGCCCUUCACUCUCGCCAAUUCUACGAGAAAUGCUUCAAGGAUGCUGGAUUCUCCGAGAUCGAAUGGAUUGCUCCCCACUUUACUGAUCAUGCGAAGAGCCUUCUGGGGGAAGAAUUCUGUGACCAAUUUUUAAAUCCCAAUCCAUGUGAUAUUAUGUUCAAGUGUGUCAAAAAAUAA